GUUGGAGGCCCGUGGCGACGCGAGCCGCGCUCUUCAUGUCGCCUCCAGAAUAGACGACCUACAAGUUGUCCAUAUGUUGUUGUACAGGCAUUGCGACAAAAUAACAACUCAGGCUUAUCGUGCAAGCCUGGUAGCUGCAUCGACCUGCCAUAAUGCUAAAAUCUUGUGGAGGCUGCUGAGGGUUGAGAAGCUCGGCUUCUUUGACUGGGGCUGGGCACUGGCUGUGCUGGCUUCUCUGGCGGGUACAUGGAAGCGCCUUCGUCGCUCUGCCAUUUUUGCGGCUGUGUUCGGUUUGUCGUGCCUUGCGUCCCGUAAAUCUCCGGGUGAAGGAGAUGGCGUCACAGACUGGGUUCUGACAUUCUGCCUCCUUGUGAGUCUUACCACUUUGGUGGUUUGGGCCAUUCCCCUCAAGAUCCUGCUUUUGCUGCUGUGGGGCCAGACAGGCCAGAAGGUAGUCUUGCGCAACUUCAGCUAUCGCUGGAGACGUCGCGUGGAGUUAACCACCGUUCGCCUUUUUCUGUGGGACUUUCUGUGUCGACGAGGCAGGCUAGGUAGGCGGAGUCGAUUUCCUGUGAACAUUCCUAUAGAACUGAGGCCUGUGGUUUGA
Molecule: messenger RNA, 607 nt
Organism: Symbiodinium necroappetens
Lineage: Eukaryota; Dinophyceae; Suessiales; Symbiodiniaceae
Source: the annotation of a GenBank genome assembly